Messenger RNA from Mesorhabditis spiculigera, 714 nucleotides. The record is from the annotation of a GenBank genome assembly. NCBI's taxonomy places the organism in Eukaryota, Metazoa, Nematoda, Chromadorea, Rhabditida, Rhabditidae.
AUGGCCUAUGCUGAUUAUGAAGAUGUUAUGCGCCUGACGGAAGACUUGCUAUCCAAAAUGGUUUAUCAUAUCCAUGGAAACCACAAGAUCGUCUACCAUCCGAACGGUCCCAACACGGAGCCCGCGCAUGUGCUCGACUUUACCCCGCCGUUCCGCCGAGUACAUAUGUACGCUGGAUUGGAGGAGGUGCUCAAGGUGAAACUGCCUCCGGCAGACACGCUGAAUACUCCUGAAGCCGUUGCUGCGCUCGACAAGAUCGCUGUCGACAACAAGCUCGUUGGCGAGUUCCUCGAGCCGACGUUCAUCAGUCCCACCUUCCUCAUCGGCCACCCGCAAAUUAUGUCGCCGUUGGCCAAGUGGCAUCGUUCUAUCCCUGGUCUGACCGAGCGCUUUGAACUUUUCGCCGCUGAGAAGGAGCUUGCCAACGCCUACACGGAGUUGAACGACCCGCUGCGCCAACGCGCCUGUUUCGAACAGCAAGCCAAGGAUAAGGAUGCCGGGGACGAUGAGGCGCAAAUGGUUGACGAAAACUUCUGCACGGCCCUGGAGUACGGACUGCCACCGACGGCCGGUUGGGGCAUGGGUAUCGAUCGACUUUCCAUGUUCCUCACUGAUUCGCAUAAUAUCAAGGAGGUGCUCUUCUUCCCGGCGAUGCGUCCCGAGGACAGCACCCCAGGCCCAGCUCCCGUCGGCGAGGCCAAGGAGGAGAAGAAA